GCACUGGAAACUGUCCGGUGGUUCAGUGGAGUCGCUUCAUUCCCAGUUACACCAUUGUGUCUGAAUGGAAGUGUCCCAGAGGACAGAAUUUACAGAAAAGAUUUGAAAUAUCAGGAGAUACCAGCAGAGGAGAUUUCUCCCUGAUGAUCAUCUCAGUAGCCUACAAUGAUGGCGGCUCCUACAGGUGCAGCUGUAAUGGAGAAACAGUUAGUGAAGUGAAGAUGAAGGUUCUGGUGGCGACAGUUGUAAAGGUUCAUGAGAAGAAGAAUGUCACCCUCCCGUGCUACGGAGACACUCGGAGACAAGAUGUUAAAGAUGUACAGUGGAAGAAGGAUGGAGGAAAGGUUGUGCUGUACACUCAUGCAAACAGAUCAGUGACUACUGAUGAAGCAGGAAGCAGAUUUAUGAUGUCAGUAGAAGACUUUCUGGAUGGUGAUCUCUCUCUCCACAUCAGUUCAGUUCACCUGUCUGAUGCAGGAGAAUAUCGGUGUCUCCUCCAUGAUGAAUCUCAGGAUGGAGAACCAUCAGCUGUUGUGCUGGAGGUAGAAGGGCUACAACAUCAAACAACCACCAGCUCCACCAGCUCCACCAGCUCCACCAGCACCACCAGCACCAGCAUCUGCAGUGAGGUUACAGUACUGCGUGUGCUACUUGGAUUGAUCUCUGUAGGUUUUAUCAUCGGACUGAUGGUUUGGAUUGUGAGAAGACACAGAGAUCAUCCUGUAUUAGAUCCAGAACCACAGGCAGCUCUGAAUCCAUUUCAGAACUAG
Silurus meridionalis is the source of this 770-nucleotide messenger RNA. RefSeq lists its product as uncharacterized. Gene Ontology annotation, biological process: positive regulation of T cell proliferation; immune response; cell surface receptor signaling pathway. Gene Ontology annotation, cellular component: external side of plasma membrane. NCBI's taxonomy places the organism in Eukaryota, Metazoa, Chordata, Actinopteri, Siluriformes, Siluridae. Bases 144 to 770 code for a protein of 208 amino acids. The transcript is spliced from 3 exons. The record is from RefSeq and is a predicted model, not a curated record.